This is a messenger RNA of Cuscuta europaea, 1509 nucleotides long. NCBI's taxonomy places the organism in Eukaryota, Viridiplantae, Streptophyta, Magnoliopsida, Solanales, Convolvulaceae. The record is from the annotation of a GenBank genome assembly.
AAAAAAUUGAGAGCCAUCCCGACGUCUUUCCUUGAUUUUAUAUUUGCGCCGGCUAUUAGCCCGCCUGAGAAAUCCAUUGCCGGCGGUCUGAACAACAAAAUACAAAAUUCCGGGGAGAAAGGGAUUCGCUCAUGUUGUAAACAUAAAUGCGCAAACGAAACAGAUGGGGAAGCUAUGGAACAGAGCCGCAGGGGCUCUGAAGGACAAAAACAGCGUAUUGGUUGCGAGCCUUUCGAGGAGGACGGCUCUCCGCAAUCCCGAGGUGGAGGCGGCGGUAAUCCGAGCCACCAGCCACGACGACUCCGUCUUCGAUUACGAGAGCGUCGAGAAAGUGUACCGCUGGAUUCGGCUUUCCCCCAACGUUUUCAAGCCCUUGAUUUGGGCGAUUUCUAGGCGCAUGGAGAAGACUAGGAAUUGGGUGGUGGCGCUCAAAGGUUUGAUGCUGAUGCACGGUGUUUUCUGUUCGAAGAUCCCCGCCGUCCGCCGCAUUGGAAGGCUGCCGUUCGAUUUGUCCAAUUUCAGGGACGGCAGCUCCCUCUCCGGUAAGAUGUGGGCCCACAACGAGUUCAUUCGCGCUUAUUUCGCGUUCCUCGAUCAGAAAUCUGCCCUAAUCUUCCUCGACGCUCAGCAACCUACGGUCUCCUCGCCGCCGCUGAUGCAAGUCCUGGAUAUGCUGCAAAAGAUGCAGGACUUGCUGGACAAGACAUUCAAGAUCAGGCCGAGUUCGCCGGGAACCGUCGUGCCUCUCGUCAUUGAAGCCAUGGACUGUGUGGUGGUGGAGAUUUUCGAUAUCCACAUCCGCAUCCGCACCGGGAUCGCCAAAAGCCUGUCGAUGAUUCGCGCCGCCGGCAAGGAGGAGGCGGAGACGGCGCUCAAAAUCGCGGCCAGAGUGAGGUUCCAAAGCCAGUUGGUCGACGAUUACUUCGACUUGUGCAAUGAACUCGGAGUCACCAAUGCCGCAAAGCCUCCCACGGCGAAUCCAAUCAGCAAAGAUCAAAUUCAAGAGCUUGAGGAUAUAAUCAACGGCUUAGUCCCGGCCUCCAGAGAUUGUUCCCCUGCGGAAACGGAAGUAAAGGAAAAUUCCCGGUUGAUCCCGGCGACAAAGGAGACUCACUGUACGACUAUAAUCACGGAUCGUUGGGAGACUUUCGGCGAAGAUAGUGAUUCGCCGCCGCCGCCGUCUCAACCUGUUCUUAGCGAUAACGAUUUACUCCAACUUCAAUGCAAAGAACAUUUCCCAGAUCUCAUAACAUUCGACCAGUAAUCAUUCUUGGGUUUAACAUCAAUUAUUAAUAUAAUGUGUCCUUUUAUGAGAAAAUGUACAUUAUCAAUUACUCUGUACUUCGUAUUAAUUCUCUUUUCUUUAUAUUUGGGGAAUGGCAUACUUGUGGACAUUUUAAUAGAAAAAAUGUCAUUUUACUAAAGAAGUACUACCUUAUCGGUCCGCCCCAAUAAGAUUGUCUCAUACAAAUUUGAUAAAGUUUGUGUCUCUAAAUCAUUCUUACUUUA